AGUAACAUUCACUCAUGUAAGAUGGAAUAGUAGUGUUCAAUGUAAGAGACCUCUUGAGUUGAGCCAACUGUGUAAUCUUUCUCGUUUUACUGCCAAAAUGAAAGUUACAUUUAAAGCCCCUCUCCCCAACAGAUACUCCAGGGAGUCCAAAGCUAUCAGAGUUGUCUGAGGUGUCAGAGGGGACAUCAGUGACUCUGACCUGCACUGCUCCUGCUCCCUGUCCCUCUCAGCCUCCCACCAUCACCUGGUCUCUUCCCACUGGGAACACACACACUCACAUACAGGAUAAGAAGAAUGGCAACAGAUCCCUUGUGUCUUAUUGGAACUUCACUGCUUCCCGUAGUCACCAUGGGAGAGAAAUCUACUGCACGGCUUCUUACACUAGACAGAACAGCAGCACUGUGGAAGCAAAUAGCACUGUGCAGAUACUCACAGUCUUGUGUAAGAAUUUGUUUAGCCACUGGCUCAGUAUGGUUAAUAGUUUCGUAAGAUGUCUCAAAUGUUCUGAUAUACUAGAAGUUACAUUUCUUCCAUAUAGGGCCUUCAAGUGUUUCUGAUUUCUGAUAUAUGUUAUGCUCUCUCCCGCAGUCUCUCCUGUGGAGGUCGUGGUCUCUGUGAGUCCUCCAGCUCCACCAGCAGAGGGCAGUAGUGUGACUCUGACCUGUAACAGCAGUGAGUGCAACCCUCCAGUGCAGAGCUACACCUGGUUUAGAGGGGGCCAGCAGGGCCAGCACACACUUAUAGCAUCUGGACAAACCCUCACCUUCAAUCUCAGCUCCAGUGAUGAAGGACUGUACUACUGCAGGGCAGAACACCCACAGGGGGGAAAAGAGUCUGCUGCAGUGAGACUGGUGAUUAAAGAGGAUAAAAGGGAUUUUUUCUUAACCAUCGGAUUGUCCGGAGGAUCUCUGGCAAUAGUAGUCCUGAUGGCUGCGCUGAUCAUUUGUGCUAAGAGACAUAACAAGUCAACAUCAACUGAGGAGCAGACUUCUGAGAGCGAGACCUCAGCUACGUGUGAUAAGGAAGGGCCUGCACCCACUAACGGACCCAAACCCUCAGAGGAACAAGUGGAGAUCCACUAUGGGGAGAUUGACUUCUCCAAACUGCCCCUCAGAGACACCUCCGAGGGGCAGAAACAGGGACCAGGGCAGGAGACGGAGUACGCAGAGGUCCAUUUGUCCAGCAGAGACGCCACGGCUACUGGUCAAACAGGUCCAGACAAAGAAGAGCUUUAUGCCAAAGUACAGAAGUAA
This is a messenger RNA of Sardina pilchardus (European sardine), 1253 nucleotides long. Its product is annotated as B-cell receptor CD22-like. Lineage: Eukaryota; Metazoa; Chordata; Actinopteri; Clupeiformes; Clupeidae. The record is from RefSeq and is a predicted model, not a curated record. The coding region runs from base 573 to 1253 and encodes 226 amino acids. The transcript is spliced from 4 exons.